Molecule: messenger RNA, 1029 nt
Organism: Prorocentrum cordatum
Lineage: Eukaryota; Dinophyceae; Prorocentrales; Prorocentraceae
Source: the annotation of a GenBank genome assembly
AUGCUGCUCGAGUUCGCGCGGGACGGCUCCCUGUACGACAUGCUGCAGAGCGGCGGGCGGCUGCGGGAGCCGAAGGCAGCGCCCAUCUUCUCGGGGGUCGUCAGCGGCCUGGAGCACCUGCACUCCAAGGGUGUGAUACACAGGGAUGUGAAGCCGGAGAACAUCUUGAUAUGCAGAGGGCCGACCGGCGAGCCCGUGGCCAAGCUGGCGGACUUCGGCUGGUGCGCCGAGCUGGAGGCGAACGAGGCGCCGCGGCACACGUUCUGCGGCACGGUGGACUACCUGUCGCCAGAGGCCGCGCCGCCCCCCGCCUGGGACUUCAAGGUGGACAUCUGGGCUGCGGGCGUGCUUCUGUUUGAGAUGCUCACGGCGAAGCCGCCGUUUGUGGGAUUCAACCAGGCGUUGACAAUUGAGGCGAUCAGGAGCGCCGACUUCGAGUUUCCCGAGUACGUGUCGGCCUUGGCCAGGGACUUGGUGUCCAAGCUGCUCGUCAAGGAGCGGUGGAAGCGCCCCAGCCUCGUGGAGGUGGCCGAGCACCCGUGGAUGCACCAGCACGUGGUGCUGCCCCGCCUGCUGCAGGAGGACUGCCUGCGGGCGUGGCCCAGGGGGGCGCCGGCGUCGCCGUCUACCGCCAAGGCAUGCGACGCACAGGCUGCCGAGGCCACGCAGCUGGCCCCGGCGGCCUGCGGCGGCAGCAAGCUCUCGGCGCCCGUGGUCGCGUCCACCGGCGCCAGGCCCGUGGAGGCGUCCGCGCCGGCGGCGCCGUCGCCGCUCGGCGCACCGGCGGGCGCCGCGGCGGCGCCGGGCGCCACGUUCGAGGCGCUGCGGCGGCGGCUGGAGGCACGGGCGCUCCUGGCCAACGAGUCGCUGCGGGACCUGGAGGCCGAGGGGCAGCAGCUGGACCAUCAGAGGGCAAGGCUGGUGCAGGCGCAGACGCAGAAGGAGCAGAAGCUCCAGAACGUGCAGGAGCCACCGCGGGGGCGCUGCAGCUCGAGGGGGAGCUCCACACUCAAGAGCACCAAGUCCUGA